Ailuropoda melanoleuca (giant panda) is the source of this 7014-nucleotide messenger RNA. It is a transcript of the gene FAM169A, whose product is annotated as family with sequence similarity 169 member A. NCBI's taxonomy places the organism in Eukaryota, Metazoa, Chordata, Mammalia, Carnivora, Ursidae. The record is from RefSeq and is a predicted model, not a curated record. Bases 892 to 2910 code for a protein of 672 amino acids. The transcript is spliced from 13 exons.
AGCCGCCGCCUGCGGGCCGCCCUGAGGACUCGGCCGCGGCGCAGGCCCACGCUGGCCUCCAGGGCCCUGGGCGCGCGUCCAGCUGCCCGCGGUCGGCCCGGUCCCCCGAGGGGCGUGUGACGCGCCCCCAGGUGCGCCGGCCUCCUCGUCAGCGCCACCAUUUUGUGUGAGGGAAUGCCGCCUUCUUCUUUGGCUGGCCUCGGAUCGUGUUCGGCUCCCCAGCUGCUGCGUGCCGAGCCCUCUCCCCUCCCACUGCGCCCCACCUGGAGCCUGGCCGUGCUUGCCGGUGGCCCUGGCUUGGUGAAAAGCGGACCUGGUGAGGCGGCGCGCUGAGGCGUUUAGGCUCGGGUUCAGCCACGCAGGUGGCCUCCGGAGAUGCUCUGACCACCUCCCUUGCCUUCGGCCUCCUUUGGAAUAGAUACCGUAUAGGUUCUCUUCUAGAAUGCGGGUCAUUGCAAUUUUGUUCUAAUUCUUAGUUGCCCAUUGUGCAGUUUUUCGAGGCCUGUGCCCCAGGAGAUCGAUGGGUGAAGCAUUGAGCCCUGGGUUGUUUAUGCUUCAGGGACCUGGAUUACAUUUACUCCCAUUAUUUUCCUUUGGGAGAAAUGAUGAAACAUCUUACUCCAUUUUCAGCUUCUGGAAAUUGGUGUGGGUAUCUUAAAUUAUUUUAGGUUAUUAGAUUAGAGUAGAUUCUAAGAUAACCACCUGAUGCAGGCCCUUCCCCCUUUGAGAGAUCCUUUGGAAACCUCAAUUAAAAUGCUCCCUUGUGAGGAUUUUUGAAAGGAGUGGGGCUGGCCGAACAGGUUACUCGAAGACUUCCGGAAGGAAAAGUUGUAAUUGUGAUUCAGAACUGUCACACAAUUUGUCAUUUUCAAGAUUCCUGAGAAUUUGAGGAUGGCAUUCCCCGUGGAUAUGCUGGAUAAUUGCAGUCAUGAGGAAUUGGAAAAUUCUGCUGAAGAUUAUAUGUCAGAUCUAAGGUGUGGGGAUCCUGAAAACCCUGAACGUUUUUCUCUUCUCAAUAUUACGAUUCCUAUUAGCCUGUCAAAUGUAGGCUUUGUACCUCUUUAUGGUGGUGAUCAGACCGAGAAAAUUCUUGCUCUUUUUGCGCCUGAGGACUCACUCACAGCUGUGGCACUUUACCUUGCUGAUCAGUGGUGGGCUAUCGAUGAUAUUGUGAAAACAUCUAUCCCUUCUAGAGAAGGGCUUAAGCAGGUGAGAACUCUUGGGGAGAGAGUGGUUCUGUAUGUUCUGAAUCGAAUUAUUUAUAGAAAACAGGAAAUGGAGAGAAAUGAGAUACCAUUCCUGUGUCAUAGCAGUACUGAUUAUGCUAAGAUUCUGUGGAAGAAAGGAGAAGCCAUUGGGUUUUAUUCAGUUAAGCCUACAGGAAGCAUAUGUGCCUCAUUUCUUACCCAAAGCUACCAACUGCCAGUUCUUGAUACAAUGUUUGUAAGGAAGAAAUACCGAGGCAAAGAUUUUGGGCUUCAUAUGCUAGAGGACUUUGUUGACUCCUUUACAGAAGAUGCUCUUGGCUUGCGGUAUCCACUCUCUUCUCUCAUGUAUACAGCUUGCAAGCAGUACUUUGAAAAGUAUCCAGGAGACCAUGAACUCCUGUGGGAAGUUGAAGGUGUUGGACACUGGUACCAACGAAUACCGGUCACCAGAGCAUUACAGAGAGAAACAUUUAAAAUUACAGCAGUUUCUCAAAAUGAAGCUAAAAGACCUAUGUCUGGAGAAUAUGGUCUUGCAUCUGUUCCAGAAUAUGAAGCGGAAACUGAAGACAAUCAGUCUAGUGAGAUGCAGCUAACUAUUGACUCUCUAAAAGAUGCCUUUGCAAGUACGUCCGAAGGUCAUGAUAAAACACCAGUUUCCACUCGUACUCGAAGUAGUCAUCUGAAGCGGCCAAAGAUUGGGAAGCGGUUUCAGGAUUCUGAAUUUAGUAGUUCUCAAGGAGAAGAUGAAAAGAUGCCCCAGACUUCACCUACAGCUUCAAUAAACAAAUUGGAAUCUACUGCACGCACAUCAGAGAGCUCAGAAGAAUUCCUGGAAGAAGAACCUGAACAAGGUGUGAUUGAAUUUGAGGACGAAAGUAGUGAUAAGGAUGCUCGGCCUGCACCAGAAACCCAACCACGCCUGGAAAAGCAAGAUGGUGAAAAGGAAGCUGAAUUAGAGCCUAUGAAUGGUGAGAUAAUGGAUGAUACUCUUAAAACGUCACUUAUAACUGAAGAGGAGGACUCCACUAGUGAAGUUUUAGAUGAAGAAAUAAAAUUGCAGUCUCUUAAUUCCAGCGAAGACUCUACUACUCUUGUUCCACUGGUGGUGGAAACCCCCACCUCAAAACCCCCUGACACUGUUGCACAGGAUAAGACCUCACAUAUAACUGACUCAGAAAUGUUGCUGGAUGAAGGCCCAUCUGAUGAAAAGGGGCACACUGAAGAGAAACUGCCACUAGUUUCAAGAAAGAAAGCACAUUUUGGGAGUUCAGACAAUGUUGCUACUAUCCCAAAUGAAGAAAGAUCUGACAGUGGUUUUCCAAACUCUGUGAUUGCUGAAUUUUCUGAGGAAUCAAUCUCUGAAAAUUUAUCACCCAACACUACUUCUUCAUUGGAAGACCAGGGUGACGAGGGGGUACCUGAGCCCCAGGAAACGUCUACAGCUCUAUCUCAGAGCUCUUUGAUAGAGGUUGAACUUGAAGAUGUGCCAUUUUCACAGAACACGGGACAGAAGAACCAGUCAGAGGAGCAGUCUGAAGCAUCUUCUGAGCAAUUGGAUCAGUUUACACAGUCAACAGAAAAAACUGUGGAUAGCAGCUCAGAGGAAAUAGAAGUGGAAGUGCCUGUGGUAGACAGGCGGAAUUUAAGAAGAAAGGCCAAAGGGCAUAAAGGACCUGCUAAGAAGAAAGCCAAGCUGACAUGAAGAAGAUAUGCAGAUGAUAAACCCUCUUCUUUGUAACAUAAUUGUUGUUUUUAAAAUAUGGUAAUUAAUAAAUGGCAUGGGGCACAGGGCAAAAAUUCCAAAAUUUCACUUUGAACUUAUUUAUGAUGCCGGUUUUCCGUCCCCCUUAGGACCUAGGAUUCACCAUUCUUUUUAAUUUUUCAGGCUAUUUUGUGUAAAUACAAUUUUUUUAUUUUUAUUAACCAUGUUUCGACUUUGGGAAACCAGAUCAUACUAUAUUUUCUUUAGCAAUUGGGGACAUCUGACCAUUAAUAUUUCAGAAAAUAUAAAUUAAACUGAAAGUAGUAGGCUUUACAUUACCUGUAAGGAUCACAGAAGUCUUUUAUACUAUGGAUUUUAAUAGUAAACUUGGUGAGGGUUCUAGAAGUUUUAUCUUAAAAAUCAAAACUAAUCAUUUUUUAAAAUGUAGGCAUGUCUAAACAAAAAUGUCAGUAAAUGAAAAUAUACUUCAACUAAAUGAGAGCACAAAUAGAAAUUUAUGGUGAAAGGCUUAUGCAGGUGGUAUUUUGGCCUCUUAAUUCUAGUUGUGUAUAUGAGGUUUCUUCCUUUGACUUCAGUGUCUGAGGAAAGGUAUAAAAUCUGUUUCCACCCAGGCUUUGUAACAUCUAGCAUUUACAGUACUGCUGGGGAUUUAACUCUGGCAUGUAGACACUAAUAUAAUAUAAAGUAUCAUUUGAAGCUGGGGAAGCUGGGGACUAUACUUUUGUCCUCAUCCAGUUAACAUAUAUACUUCAGAAGUGUGAGAACCCUUCCUAAGGCUUCUCCUUAAUCCUGCCACUGCCUUUACUCUAUAAUCAUAUAUUCUCCUCAGCUUUCAUCCACUUCCCUCAGAGUGAUUCCUGCCAAAAAAUCUGCCUGCCUAUCUGCCAGCUUAUGCCCUUGGCAUCCGUAUCAGGGUAGAUUUGGACUGUGCCCCACAAUCUUAGAUCUAGAUGGCGGGAAUGAAUCUGCCCAAGGAGCUAUAGUUAGAAGAGCUUAGAUCAAAUUGGAGGCUUUGGUUGUUGCUCUGGUCUUGCUUACUCUGAAUUUGUUCUGUGAUGACAGGUUACAAGCUAGCCUGUGUGUAUACACUGUGGUACUAUAGCAAAGGCCUUUGCCUAAGAAAACUUAAAAAACAAAUUCUCUUGUUAAUUUUUAUAAAGUAAUUUAUUUAAAAAUGAACGAAGUGGUUAUUUUUAGAAUCCAAAGAGAAUCUUAAAACAGUCCUACUCUUUGGAAGUAUUGUGUACACUCAGAUUUGCAGUUAAUUUAGAGAGUGCUUUGAGACCAUUUAGAUUGUAAAACAGCUUGGUCCUCAUCUAAAUGCUUUGAGACCAUUUAGAUUGUAGAACAGCGUGGUCCAUAACCAUGUUAUGACUUUCAUUAUUUGAGGUGCUAAGGAUUGAUGUCAAAGGUUUAUCCAGUCUCCAGUCAGGUGAUGUCAUUAAAUUUUAUUUUGGAAUGUUGAUAUUUUAGGUCUAAUAAGCGAAGUUAAAAUGUUUCAGCAGGCAAAACAGCAAACCCUCCUAUUCAUGUAAAAUUUUGAAUACUUGUAUCCCCUACUUUUUCCUUAAUUAUUGGUUAGAGACAAGCCAGAUGAUUUCACUCCAAAUGAAAAUUAAAGCACUUUGGCCAUUUGUUUUCUCAACAAAUGCUGAUUAAUUGAAAAAAAUAAGUAUGACUGGUACUAGUACAUCUGUCACAUGUUUAUGCUGUUUUAUAGAUUUUAUGAGAAACUUUACUACAAUUAGGGAAAUAAAGAUAUGAGGAUUUAGUAAAUUCUUAACAUUUCCUUUUUUAAUUUCUUAAAAUAGAUUUAAAAACCUAACACUUAGAUAUUUUACUUUUUUACUUGGAUUGUUCAUUGUUGAGAAUACUUUCUUUAAAAGGGUAUAGUUUAAGACUGAGCUCACUGACAACUCUUGAUAUGUGAAUAUAGUUGCUGAGUUCACAAAACACGUUUAGUUACUCAUAUAUAACAGUACUAACAGUAUAAACUCAUACUUGUUAAACUUGUUUGGUUUAUUCUUAAACAGCAAGAGCAUUUUAAGCAGUUUCAGAACUUUUUGCUUAGCAUACAAGAAAACUUUUAUUAUCUCUGACCGAAAAUGUUAUUUUGGGGGGUUUGUAGAUGGUAGAGAAAGCUAGGUAACCUAGAAAAACCUUACUUUCGUGUUCAGUAACAUGUUCACGUUCAGUAAAUGAGUUCUGUACUCAAUGAGUAUAGAAUUUAUAACAAAAUUUAUCCUCAAUAAGGAAUCUAAAUAAAACUAAACAGAUAGUUUUUUUGCAAGGGAUUAGAAGAACUUGAGAAUUAUAGAGGACUGAAAUCUGAUUUCAGCCAUCUCGUCUAGUUGUUGAGUGUCUAGUCACAUUCUAUAGUCCUUUGUGAACUUUUUUCUGUUUAGGAUUUUUAUUUCUGGAAAAGAAUUUCACUUGUUUGUGUAAAUACGUGUAUAUUUCCUUGUGUAAUAUAAAGCAUAGAUAUUAGCAAAAUUUUCGUUCUACUUUCAAGUUUAAAUUAUCCAAUUGCUAGACAUCACAGAAAUAUAUUUAAGAAUUUAUUAUAAAGCUCCUCUAAACUUUUAAAGGUGAGAGGAUCUAUUAUGAUUUUUUAUAAAAUCAAAUAGCAUGACAGAAUGUCAGUCUUCUACUUAAAAUGUCUAUAUUCAUGGUGUUUCCAUUCAUUGCAGAGAAUAAAUAUGUCAAGGAUAACACUUUCUAGUGAUUAAUGGUUCACUUUUAGCUGGCCAGAACACUACCUAAAAUUGUUUCAGUGACUUUAGAAAGUAUCUUGAAGGUUUAUGAUUACAUCAAAUUGAGUCUUUACCUAGUAUCUAAAUAUCUGCUCUUAUGUACUGCUUUACUCUUAGGGAUUACCUUCUGAGGUUUGGUCACACCAGCAAACUGAUACAGAUCUUAAUGUAAAUACAGGAUUUAUACUAAGAUUACUCAUCUGUGUAACAGCAUUUUAGAAAUUUCUGCCUUCUAUGUCCACUUGUAGCUAAUCUGGUGUUUUAAGUGUUACCCAGUCUUUCAUGGAUGUGAUUAGUUACAGAUGUUAUGCUUCUGUUGGCAUACUUAAUAUAAAGCUUUCUUUGUAGAAGAUAAUUUGCUUAUUUUGGGUUCUAAAAUAAAUAAGCAGACUGAGUUCUGUGGGAUUAUGCUUACCUUUAGUCUAUUUUUUUUUCACCUUCCAAAUCUUAAAGUCACUCACACAUUCCCCAUUUCUAUUAGUGGCAAAAUCAGUUGUUAAAAUACAAUUGUAAGAAAGGUUCAGCUUCUGUCAUCCUGACGUAAUUGUACCAUAUUGGAUAGUCAUUCCCAAGGAACUAGCCUUUCUUUUCCUAGGUGUGUGUGUGUUCUAAAACUUCCGAGGUUUAUAGAACUUAGAAAAGAUGCUACAUUAUUCAGAAUAGCAAGUCUUACUGAGGUACUCAAGUUUGUUUCCUUGGUAGUUUUUUUUUUUAAGUUUUAAAGUAGGAUGUUUUGUGAUUGUUUCUUGGCCUGUAUUUUGAUAUUCUUUCCCUUUUCCCUACUUUAAUCAACGAAGAUGUGUUUAGAUAUUGAAUUUGUUUAGACAUUAAAUGAUUUUGUUAAAGGCACAAUCACAUUGGUUGUACUUUCAAGACAGACUUUAAAAAUAAACAAUUUAAAACCAUUAAUGUCAUUAUAAAUUAAUGUAAUAUUUUGGACGCCUUAAGCUCAAAGCUACAGACAUAAUUCAGAUCACGAAAGUGCUUUGACCAAGUUACAAACCUAAGACAUGACCUUUUCUAUAUUAUCCAAGUAACUGCAAACAAAUUUCUCUUUAAGGGCAUCAGUGCAAUCUUUUUUUUUUUUAAAAACAAUUUUACCUAGAAUUUGUAACCAUUCUAAAAAUAUGAAAGCAUAAACAUUUUGGUGUAUUUUUUUUUCUAUAUUCGGAGUAAAAAUACAGUUCCAAGUAAGUAUUACUAUACAUGAUUGAGAGGAAAAAAACGUUUAAAAUAUGAAUUCACCAACUCACCGUAUGAAGACAUAGAGGUGAAAAUAUUUAUCUAAAUCCUUUGGAACUCUAUUUAGUGUAGUGUGCCUUCUCUCUCC